Fundulus heteroclitus (mummichog) is the source of this 3865-nucleotide messenger RNA. Its product is annotated as NACHT, LRR and PYD domains-containing protein 12-like. The record is from RefSeq and is a predicted model, not a curated record. NCBI's taxonomy places the organism in Eukaryota, Metazoa, Chordata, Actinopteri, Cyprinodontiformes, Fundulidae. The coding region runs from base 1496 to 3832 and encodes 778 amino acids. The transcript is spliced from 7 exons.
UUCAGUUGAAUUUCCACCUAGGCUUCAUAUAGUUUAUUAAUACUUUUAAAUGGCUGCCCUAAUUGACAAAUAUCAAAGUUUCUAUGGAAUGAAAAGGAGCCAGAAAUGUUGUUCAGCAGUUCAUGCAGACUAGUUUGUAACAGCGUCACUUUUAACCCUCUCAUUGCCGUUUAUUCAGCAGACAGGACUUGCCUGAAGUUUGUUGCUUUGUCCUUUAAACAGUUAUUGCUCAGUCAGAAACACAAUUAAUACUGAAUAACUGUCAGAUAGUGAAAGUUGAAGAAGUCUUGGAGAAAACGGCAGAAGGACACUCCCUGCACAGUUUGGAUUCUACAGCCAAAGAAAUAAAUAGAGAAAAGCUUCAGGUCACCUGAAUAUAACUUUGGUCAUAAAGGAGCUGAAACACCAAGAUGUUCCUCCUAAAUCAAAUCUUUUUCAGAGGAACAUCUUGGUUCUGAUUGAGCUCAUCAUGGUAAAAUCUUCAAUCAGAUAAAUCCAUCUCUGCUGUUCUUCUGGAGAAUGACCUGCAGGAUGGUCCAAGAGAAGAGUUACAAGCUGCAGAAGAGAACUAAAAGGAAGUAAAACUUUCUGGAAAUGAGUGUAUUUGUCCUUGAUUUGAGCAGCUAAAUCAGAUUAUCUGCCAAUGGAAUGAGUAUUUUGAUCCCUAAAAUAAGAUAAUUAGAUAUACUGACCUUGAAAUAAGAUGAUGGAGAUGAGUUGAUCCUAUAUUAAGAGCUAAAUCGUAUUCAGUUGGCAGAUAAUCCUAUUUAGCUGCUCAGAUCAAGGACAAAAACACUCAUUUCAAUCCAGUUUUACUUGCUUUUAGUUCCUUUUAGCAGUGAAGCUGCAGCAUCUUUGUUCAUCUUUGUGGGCCGCUGUGUUCAGAACCAACACAUCAGAACUUCAGAGGAAAUGUUCCCUCCUUCAUUCACUCUGGAUGUUUCUACAGACCUGGAACAGGAUUCCAGUUCAGACCUGAAAAGGUUUCAGCCUCAGUUUUAGCUUCAUUCUCUGAAGAAAGCAGAACUUCUCCAGAUGGUUCUGAGGAGAUCAGCCAGCAGACAUCAGGAGGUGCAUGAAGUAGUGAAGGAGAGGACAAUCCAGACCCAGAUGGUACCUGCUGAACUCAGGUUCCUCUGGUCCUCUACACACAUGAUGGGAACCAGCUUUCUGCUCUACAGAACACUGACUGGACCUGAACCACUGGGAACUGACUGGUUCUGGUUCCUCUCUCAGGCUGACUGAAGUCCAGGAGAUGGAGAACAGAGCAGAACCUCCAGGACCCAUCAGUCCGUCUAUGAGGAGUGACCGGUCCAAAGGAAACAAUCCAGACUUCAGUGAAGAACCUGGACCCUCAGACUCAGAACCAGGACCUGGACUGCUGGCAGCCAAUCAGAGCAGCUGUGCUCCAGAUCCUGACAGUGAACAGAUACUGGCCACAAAGCAGAGGCACAACUCUGCUGUCUGACCAUCUAACAAGGUUCUGCUUCUAAGGAUGGAUCCCAUUGAUGUUGGUCUGCAGGAGGUUCUAGAGGAACAUAAGAUCAGUCUGAGGAGGAGAUGUGAACGUGUGACUGAAGGAAGUGAUGAACCAGGAAGUAGAACCCUCCUCAACAGGAUCUACACUGAUCUCUACAUCACAGAGGGACAGAGUGAAGAGGUUAAUAGCCAACAUGAGGUGAAGCAGCUGGAGAGAGCUUCCAGGAUCCAGAACCUCCAUGACUCUCCAAUCAGGUGCCACGACAUCUUUAAAGCCUCACCUGACCAACAUGGAGCCAUCAGAGUGGUUCUGACCAACGGCGUGGCUGGUGUUGGAAAAACCUUCUCAGUGCAGAAGUUCACUCUGGACUGGGCCGAGGGCUUGGAGAACCAAGAUGUCCGUGUGGUGGUUCUGCUGUCGUUCAGGGAGCUGAACCUGAUCAGAGGUGAGCAGCACAGUCUUCUCACGCUGCUCCAUGUUUUCCAUCCAACCCUCCAGAAGCUCCCAGCAGAGCAGCUGGCUCGCCACAAACUUCUCUUCAUCUUUGACGGCCUGGAUGAAAGCAGACUUUCUCUGGACUUCAGCCACAGUCGGCUGGUUUCUGACGUCACACAGAAGUCAUCAGUCGACGUUCUGCUGACAAACCUCAUCAAGGGGAACCUGCUUCCCUCGGCUCUGGUCUGGAUCACCUCCAGACCUGCAGCGGCCAAUCAGAUCCCUCCUUCAUGUGUUGCCAGGGUAACAGAGGUACGAGGCUUCAGCGACGCCCAGAAGGAGGAGUACUUCAGGAGGAGGUUCAGUGAUGAAGAGCUGUCCAGCAGAAUCAUCUCCCACAUCAAGACCUCCAGGAGCCUCCACAUCAUGUGUGGAAUCCCAGUCUUCUGCUGGAUCACUGCUACGGUUCUGGAGAACAUGUUGACCACAGAGCAGAGAGGAGAGCUGCCCAAGACCAUGACUGACAUGUACUCUCACUUCCUGCUGGUCCAGACCAGGAGGAAGAAGAACAAGUACCAUGGAGGACAUGGGAGGAGUCCACAGGAGCUGAUGGAGGCUGACAGGGAAGUUCUCCUGAAGCUGGGGAGGCUGGCGUUGGAACAUCUGGAGAAAGGAAACAUCAUGUUCUACCAAGAAGACCUGCAGCAGUGUGGUCUGGAUGUCACAGAGGCCUCGGUGUACUCAGGAGUUUGUACAGAGAUCUUCAAGAGAGAGAGCGUGAUCUUCCAGAAAGCAGUCUACUGCUUUGUUCAUCUGAGCAUUCAGGAGUUUCUGGCUGCAGUCUACAUGUUCCACUGCUUCACCAGCAGGAACACACAGGUGGUGGAGAACUUCCUGGGAGAUAAAUACAGUGAAACAUCUCUGGAUGAGUUCCUGAAGAGAAUCAUGGAUAAAUCCCUCAGAAGUGAAAAUGGCCACCUGGACCUGUUUGCUCGCUUCCUUCAUGGCCUCUCUGUGGAGUCCAACCAGAGACUCUUAGGAGGCCUGCUGGGUCAGACAGAGAACAGUCCAGGAACCAUCCAGAGAGUCAUCACCAACCUGAAGGAGAUGAACACUGGUGAUGAAAUCUCUCCUGACAGAAGCAUCAACAUCUUCCACUGUCUGAUGGAGAUGAAGGACCUCUCAGUUUAUCAGGAGAUCCAACAGUUCCUGAAAUCAGAGAACAGAUCAGAGAAGCUCUCAGAGAUCCAGUGCUCAGCUCUGGCCUACAUGCUGCAGAUGUCAGAGGAGGUUCUGGAUGAGUUGGACCUGGAGAAGUACAACACAUCAGAAGCAGGACGACUGAGACUGGUUCCAGCUGUGAGGAACUGCAGAAAGGCUCGACUAGUGGGCUGUAGUCUCUCACCGACUGACUGUGAAGUUGUGGCCUCAGCAGUGAAGUCCAACCCCUCCCUGACUGACCUGGAAAUAGAUGAGAUCCAUGAAUAUAUGAGAACCUUUGGAGACUCUGAGAUGAAGCGUCUCUGUGAGAUCCUGGAGACUCCAUUCUGUAAAGUAAAGAAGCUGAGAUUGGGGUACUGCAGUUUGUCAGAGAUCAGCUGUAAACAUCUGGUCUCUGCCCUGAAGUCCAACCCGUCCCAUCUGACAGAACUGGACCUGAGCGUCAAAGACCUGAAAGAUUGUGGAGUGAAGGAGCUCUGUGGUUUCCUCCAGACUCCCCUCUGCAAACUACAGACACUGAGAUUGAGGAAGUGCAGUUUGUCAAAGAUCAGCUGUGAUCAUCUGGUAACGGCGCUGAAGUCCAACCCGUCCCAUCUGACAGAACUGGACCUGUUCAACAACAACCUGAAGAAGUCAGAUGUUCAGCAGCUGCAGGAUCUUGUAAAGAGUCCAGACUACAAACUAGAAACUCUGUAAGUAGAUGGUUGGAGUGAGUCCAGCUGCUGUCAG